Molecule: messenger RNA, 2402 nt
Organism: Vanessa tameamea
Lineage: Eukaryota; Metazoa; Arthropoda; Insecta; Lepidoptera; Nymphalidae
Gene: Pop1
Product: ribonucleases P/MRP protein subunit POP1
Exons: 4
Coding region: 44-2398 (784 amino acids)
Biological process (GO): tRNA 5'-leader removal
Cellular component (GO): nucleolar ribonuclease P complex; ribonuclease MRP complex
Source: RefSeq, a predicted model, not a curated record
UUUUGUUAAUAAAAAACGUUUUAGAAAAUUCUUCUGCAGCAACAUGGAGUCGGGUGAAUUUGAUGCUGCUCUUGGUGGACCUGAAAAUUUGCCACAUUCGGCAAAUAGUUUGAAAUUUGCUGCUUCUAGAAGUGUAGAAAUAGCUGCUAUGACUGAAAGUAUACUACGGCCAAGUAAAACGAAACUCAUAUUUCAAAGUUUACCUGUACACAUGCGCCGAAGGGUGAUGAGCCACAAUUGCAAACGUUUACCCAAACGAUUACGAGAGAGUCAAUUGGAACAACUUAAAAAGAGUGGAAUAUCUCGACAACAAAAGCGAAAGCCUUCUCGAAAACAUAGACGAAGGAAAACAAAUUUGUUAGAAGAAUAUAACAGGCGACAAAGAAGAAAUAUUUGGUUAGAAACACAUAUCUGGCAUGCUAAAAGGUUUCAUAUGGUAGAACGUUGGGGACACCGCUUAGCUUACAGAUCAUGUGAUAAGGCAUUUAGAGCCUGCUAUCGGGCAAGCUCGGCUCAUUGUCUAAUGCAAGACAUAUCAUACUAUACUCCUAUCCAAAUAAAAGGACCAGUUGACACAAUUAAGGACUUAUUCAAUAAUAUCACAGACAACAGUUGUGGGCUUGGAAUUUGUGCAAAAGCAUAUAUUAAUGGAAAUAGAGAAGGCACCAUUAAUUUAUAUAAACCUAAUUGUUAUCCAUAUGAUUUUAUUGGUCAAAUAGAUUUUUUAUGGAUAUCUUCUGAUAAUAGCUAUAAGGAAAUGUGGUUAUUUGUACAUCCCUCUCAAGCUAAAAUAGUAGAGAAUGUGUUAACUGAAUUGAUUAGUAAAUCAAGUACAGACUUAUCAAAUGUAGAUAGUGGAGAAAAUUUACCUGCAAAACGGAGAAAAAUAUCAACAAAAUACUCUGAAGUUAAAAUUAAACCAAUGGCUGGAAUUUUUAAUAGAAUUCGCUUGACGGGACCCAAAAGUCACGCAGUAUUGGUUCAUUCACUGAAAUGUGUAGAUAACAUAGAAAAUGUACAAUCUAAUAAUUGGAUUCAGCAUCUAAUGAACAAAGAAGUAAAUUUAUUACUUAAAGAGAAAAAAGAAUAUUGGGAACAAAUUAGUUCUUUGACUUCACCAUCUCAACUAUCUCCAAGAUUAAUAAUUGGUUUAGUUAUAAAAGACCCUCGAUGGAGUCGCCCUGCCAAGAGAACAAAAGCUCAAAACAACUAUAUUACAAGCAUUGAUGCUGAAACAUUAAUUAAUGUGCCUCCCUACUUAUCCUCAUCGCCAUUGUGGGACACAUCUGUAUGUGAUAUUAUAAAAGAACAAAAAAUUACUAAUGCAAAAUUUAUUGAACAUGUAACUAAAACACAUUUUGUCCCAGGAGAAAUCAAUGAAGAUGAUCCAACACUACAAUGUAUACCCAUUAUUUUGGUACAAAGACCUGGAUCACAAAAUUCAGACUACAAAAAAAUUGGUUAUGGCUGUGGAUGGGAUAUUAUUAUACCUUCUGGGUAUGGUCUUCCCUUUUGGCUUACUCUAAUAAUGUUUGGAGCAAGGUCAGGUGGAUUAAGAGAAACAGAAAAUUUGGCAUUUGAAAUGGGUCAGUGCUAUUUGCCACCAGACUCAGAAGCAGGAAGAUUAGAAGAAAUAAGAAUUGAAUCUGAAUUAAAAGAAAAGUAUUUUAGGAGACCACCAAGUAAAAGAGUUAAUUUUGUGAAACUUGCUGUUCCCUAUCCAUUUAUAUGCCCAUGGAAAAUAUUGCUUAAAGACUGGGGCAACAAUGUUGAGGGAAAAAUGUUUGUUCUGCGUGAUAAAAAAGUGUUAGAUACAUUACAGGACUGCAUAAACAACAAAAAGAAGGUACCUAAAAUAGAAAAUUCUGAUACUUGUUUAGUUCCUAUUUAUAUAAAAAUGCAAGGAAAAGGAAAUUUAACGAAAUAUUCAACAAUUUGCUUGCCACUUGUAAAAGAUAUUAGUGCAAGUGAAGAAUUAAUGGAGCCCCAUCAUGAAGAUCCUAAUACAAAAUUACGAAAACAAAAAAGGUUGGAACGACAGAAAUUACUUAAACAGAGGAGAAGAAAGCGUAUAAAAUUGAGAAAAAAACAAAUUGUAAUCAAUCAAAAAACUAAGAGACGCAAUAAAACAGAACCAUCUGAGUAUGUUAAAGCAAUGAGAGAAUUGUGGCUUCCUUCAAAUAUAGAAUCCAUUCGCAAUAUGGGUAUUCGAGAAGUCAUGGGAUAUGUGACCCAAGGAGCUUUUAGUUUUUCUGAAGCUAAUAUUCGUGGAAUUGGAUAUAUAGCUUAUAAUGCAAUCAUGACACUUGACGACCAUUACUUAAACAAAGUUCUUGUAAGAUGCACAACUUCAAAAAAAUACAGGCUAGCAAAUAUUCAUAUAAUAAAACCACCUUAAGUUU